AUGGGCAAGGGGCUGCUCUUCUGGGACAACAACGACGGCGGCGGGAUUCUGAGCGAGAAGCGCAACACGCUCAACUACGGCAGCAACACGCUCAACUAUGGCAGCACCACGCUGCCAGGCCCCGUGACGCCGCCCAACCCGACGGCAGCGCGGCGCUCGCUGACGCGCACCACCAACGACGGCCCGCCGUUCAUCGACCUCAAGAUCGCCGGCAGCAAGACGCCGACUCCGUCGAGCCCGUUCUGCGUCUCGCCCAUGUCGCCGCUCUUCCCGCGCUCGCCGUCCCCCACCAAGUCCAACAACCCACGCUCCAGCCAGGACUCGCUCGGCGGCGUCAGCAUCUCCAGCCAGGACUCGCUCGGCGGCGUCAGCAUCGCCAGCAGCGGCGUCAUGUCGCCCUCCCUCAUGUCCUGGCCCGUGCCCCCGUCCACCGCCAACAGCGUCCGCUCGUCCCCGCCCCCGACGGGCGUGAGCGAGAGGCAGCCCGAGAAAAGGCCCCCGCGCUACCAGCCUAUGCCGCCGCCGUCGCGGCCCGCCAGGCCGUCUAACUGGAAGAAGCCCGCCGAGUGGGGCACGUAA
Messenger RNA from Lasiosphaeria miniovina, 579 nucleotides. RefSeq lists its product as uncharacterized. Bases 1 to 579 code for a protein of 192 amino acids. The record is from RefSeq and is a predicted model, not a curated record. The transcript has a single exon. NCBI's taxonomy places the organism in Eukaryota, Fungi, Ascomycota, Sordariomycetes, Sordariales, Lasiosphaeriaceae.